AUGAACACGGUGACAUCCAUGUACGGUACUAUUCUAAAUGCACUGGGAGGCUCGGGGGGUUGGACUAUGACCUUGAAUUGCAACGACAAAUACUACAAGAACAUAGGGGGUGGUGUUGAUGCUAAAGGCAACGCUAUUACAAAGUACGAGGAUACUCGGGAAGAUGGCAUCAAAGGCGAGACGGCGGAAAUGCCUGCAGAAUUUGGCAUGUGCCAUGAGAGACCAGAGCUCAACGGCUGGUCAUUUCUCAACCAGUUAACGAACAAGCAAGAAAUGGCCAUCUGCGCUACGGCGCUUGAUCGAUAUCUUACCAGAAAUAAACUCUCUGACAUUGAGAAUACCGAAGCAGCGCUGAAAGGCAGAUCGCUUACGGCUCUAAAGCUUCGGGCUGCUGCCACAACCAUCCUGCAUGAGAUGACACAUUUCCACAGCUUAUUUGGGGCGGAAAAAACAGGAGACCUUACGUUCACCAUGCCAAUAAACGGUGUUCCCAAGACUUUCCGUGCUGUGAAUGGAAAUGCCAGAGGACUGGCUGCUGCAAACCCUGACCUCGCUCCCAAGAAUGCAGAUACUCUGGCAAUGUUUGCUCUAGGUUUGUAG
This is a messenger RNA of Aspergillus udagawae, 600 nucleotides long. RefSeq lists its product as uncharacterized. Gene Ontology annotation, molecular function: metallopeptidase activity. The transcript has 5 exons. The record is from RefSeq and is a predicted model, not a curated record. Bases 1 to 600 code for a protein of 199 amino acids. Lineage: Eukaryota; Fungi; Ascomycota; Eurotiomycetes; Eurotiales; Aspergillaceae.